AUGCAGCGUUGGAAAGUGGCAGUGGCCUUUGAGAGCUUUAGUAAAGCCCAUGGUUUGACCGCACCGCUCAAAGGAAACCUGUCUCUCUCUCAAAUCCCUAAAAUCGCCCUCCUCUCAUCGUCAUUGUCAGAGCUCACUCUGGUCGCCAAAACCAGCGCCGCCCUCCCUCCUUCCCUCUCUCUCGCCAAAACAAGCGCCGCCCUCCUCUCAUCGUCGCCGUCGUCGGAGUUCUCGCCGCCUCCUCCUCCCCUAAAAUCCCUAAUUCGAUCUCCUCCUCUGAUUCGAGCUCCUCCUCCUUCAUUUGUAUAUUCGAGCUCCUCCUCCUUCAUUUGUAGAUUCGAGCUCCUCUUCCUCCUCCUCCUCCUCCUCCUCCUUCGUCGCUGCUGCCUUUUGUCCUCUACAUUGAAAGCUUGCACUUCCAUCUUGAGUGAACAGGUGGCUAACCGCAUAGAUUGGGGACUUCAUUAUGCAACUAAUCUUUGUGGUAUCAAGAAUUCUGUUCUGAUCUCAGAGCUUAGGAGCGCAUCUUUUCUCAAAACAGCUUCUAACAAUGUGCAUCGCAAGAUGUGGAAUCGACUAGGAGAAGAAUGGGAAAAUGAAGCUGCGACGCUAAUUAAGUAUGGUUUUCAGUUCCUGCUGAUGGAAACCAAUGCCCAACUGUGGUACAUAGUAGGGGAGUAUAUCUCAUCUUCUGAGGAUUAUGGCGUGGACCCCACAGAUUUGAUAUCGUUUCUUCUUGAGCUUAGUUUUCAUACCAUGGGCAAGUGGGUGAUUCUAGAUCAAGUUCAAAAGAGGAGAUCAUUUGAGGUACAGAAAUGAUGAAAGCCAAGAUUGAGAUUGAUACUGACAGGUUCCUAGUGAGUAUUUGACAUUGAGGAACAAGUUUUUAGAAACAAAUAGAGAAUAUAGUCUUUGACCGAGAAGUUUCAUGUUUUGUAAUCAAAUGUUGAUGUACAUUGUUUGAAAGUUAGUUCGGUACGAUAUUUUCUGAGUUGAAAUGUUGGUAGUGUGGAUUUAAUACUUUGUAGUUUUUAUACUAUACUGAUGUAUGUUGGCACUUAUCAUUAUGGUUGAUUAUGCUCAACAUAAUCACUUUUAUAUUGUGUAUUAAAAUU
Messenger RNA from Asparagus officinalis (garden asparagus), 1115 nucleotides. RefSeq lists its product as uncharacterized. Lineage: Eukaryota; Viridiplantae; Streptophyta; Magnoliopsida; Asparagales; Asparagaceae. Gene Ontology annotation, cellular component: transcription factor TFIIH holo complex; transcription factor TFIIH core complex. Gene Ontology annotation, molecular function: double-stranded DNA binding; ATPase activator activity. The record is from RefSeq and is a predicted model, not a curated record. The coding region runs from base 1 to 819 and encodes 272 amino acids. The transcript is spliced from 9 exons. Gene Ontology annotation, biological process: nucleotide-excision repair.